This is a messenger RNA of Frankliniella occidentalis (western flower thrips), 1704 nucleotides long. It is a transcript of the gene Idgf4, whose product is annotated as chitinase-like protein Idgf4. Gene Ontology annotation, cellular component: extracellular region. Bases 66 to 1367 code for a protein of 433 amino acids. The record is from RefSeq and is a predicted model, not a curated record. NCBI's taxonomy places the organism in Eukaryota, Metazoa, Arthropoda, Insecta, Thysanoptera, Thripidae. The transcript has 7 exons. Gene Ontology annotation, molecular function: chitin binding. Gene Ontology annotation, biological process: carbohydrate metabolic process; chitin catabolic process.
CUCUCUCGGGUUCGUUUAGUAGUCGGCGGCGAUUCGCGAAACACGCAUCGCCCGAUCGGUCCACCAUGAAGCUCGCCCUCGUCGUGGCCGCCCUGUGCGCGGCGGUGGCCCCCGCCUGGGCCGCCAACAAGGUGGUCUGCUACUACGACUCCCGCGCCUACUGGAGAGAAGGCGCUGCUAAGAUCGAGCCGGUGGACUUGGAGCCGUCCUUGUCGCUGUGCACGCAUCUGAUUUACGGCUAUGCCGUGGUUGACGGCAACACCAACCGCCUCACGCCCAUGGACGACUACGUCGACCUGGACACCAACAAGGGCUACUACCGCCUCAUCACCUCGUUGAAGGCCCGCCACCCUGGCCUUCGCGUGUUGCUGUCCGUUGGCGGCGGCGCCGACUCGGCCGGCGAGAAGGACAAGUACCUGACGCUGCUCGAGACCCCAGAGAAGCGCCUCGAGUUCGUCAACUCGGCCAAGCAGCUGCUCAAGCACCACAACUUUGACGGCCUGGAUCUCGCAUGGCAGUUCCCCGUCCUCAAGGAGAAGAAGGAACGCGGCACCCUCGGCAGCGUGUGGCACAAGAUCAAGAAGACGUUCUCGAGCGGCUCCAAGGACGAGAAGGAGGAGGAGCACCGCGACGGCUUCACCUCCCUGGUGCGCGAGCUCAAGGCUGCCCUGCGCGGGGACGGGCUCAUGCUCACCGCCGCCGUCAUCCCCCACGUCAACAGCACCGUGUACUACGACUACCGCGUGCUGGCGCCCCUGCUCGACCAGAUCCACCUCAUGACCUACGACUUCCGCACCCCGGAGCGCUCCCCCCAGGAGGCUGACUACCCCGCGCCCCUGUACUACGUGCACGACCGCAAGAGCUACCAGAACGUGGACGCCACCGUUCGGCGCUGGCUGGAGCACGGCACUGACGCCGUCAAGAUCAUCGUCGGCAUCCCCACCUUCGGCCGCAGCUGGAAGCUCAACGCCGAGAGCGGCAUCUCCGGGGUGCCCCCCGUCGUCGCCGACGGCCCCGGUGACGCUGGCACCGUGACCAAGACCCCCGGUAUCAUGGCCUGGCAGGAGACCUGCCUGCUGCUGCACAACUCCAAGGUCGCCGACGUGCCGAACGACCGCCUGCUGCGCAGGGUGGGCGACCCCAGCAAGCGCCUGGGCUCCUACGCCUACCGCCUGCCCAAGAAGUCCGACGAGACCGGCAUGUGGGUCGGCUACGAGGACGUCGAGUCUGCCGGCUACAAGGCAGCGUGGGUCAAGAACAGGGGUCUCGGUGGCAUCGCCAUCUACGACCUGUCCAUGGACGACCCGCGCGGCGUCUGCGACGGAAACAAAUUCCCUAUCCUGCGUGCGGCCAAGAACGGCCUGUAGAGAAUUAAUUGUUUCCACUUUUGGGGCCCUGUCCGCGUGAACCGCGGAUUCAGUGGCGAGCACAUUACUGUGUUUUUCUUUUCUGAAACAAAAACUUAGCAAGGCUGUGAUUUCUCGUAGGAAAACCGCGAAAAAAGGCGAGUUUACCGAAUAAUAUUUCUAUAUUUGUUUAAUUUUAACAAGGAGGUAGAACUAUCAAAUAAAUUUACCUUCACUAAUCUAGACCGUGACACGAAAGACAUCCCUAUCGAGUACUUAAAAAAAAUAUUGAUACGUGAAACUGACAAAAUUUGUACCUUUCUACAAAACCAAUAAAAUUGGCUUUCUUUUCCUAGAA